Molecule: messenger RNA, 616 nt
Organism: Cherax quadricarinatus
Lineage: Eukaryota; Metazoa; Arthropoda; Malacostraca; Decapoda; Parastacidae
Source: RefSeq, a predicted model, not a curated record
CAGGGUCUCCCCAAGUUUAAAGGUUAUUGGAGAAUGUUGACAUGGACUCCUAGUUUUUCCCUCACUUUUACAGGAAAUGAGUUGUACAGUGGAGGAGAGGAAAAUGUACUUGUGAAGUGGCAGCUUUCAGAAGAGAAACGGAGCUUCCUUCCUCGCCUGGGCAUGCAUAUCAGAUUUGUGGUUACAGAUAUUACAAACACUUACAUUGUAACAGCUCAAAAGGAUAAUGCAUUUAGUAUUAUUUCUGCAAAGAAGUACAAGGCAGAAGGGGUUAUCCAAGGACUUGCCAUGAAUACAGAUAAUGCUGAACCCUUCCCAGCUGGCAUUGCAUAUGACCCUUUCACCAGGGCUGUUGUCUUGAAUGGCAGGACAGGUCAUGUUCAGUUUUAUGACUUGCACCAUGGAAAACAGCUCUUCCAUGUAAGUAGCUUACAGCAGAUAUUUUUUAAUAAACUUCUUAGGAAUAUUUUAAAUUCACCAAGUAAUGUAUAUUUGAACGCUUGAAUUUAUCUCGUAUAAGGCGCUACUAAUCUGUAAGGUGUAUUUUGUUUUACCGUGAAGAUUAGAGAUAUCCAUACACUUCUGGCAAGACAGCGAUCAAAUAAAUGACUGUGAA